Messenger RNA from Entrophospora sp. SA101, 432 nucleotides. The record is from the annotation of a GenBank genome assembly. Lineage: Eukaryota; Fungi; Glomeromycota; Glomeromycetes; Entrophosporales; Entrophosporaceae.
AUGGAUGAUUCAUUUCCAUUAUCUUCCUCCUCUUCAUCAUCAUCACAACAACAACAACGGCAACAACAAUCAUCAAGAUAUUUUUGGUCACAUACUUUAGUAUUAGCAUUACAAAGUGGAUUCUUUAAUCAAUUACUAGGCCCGCUUAAUACGAUAGGCGAGAGACAAAAAUUACCAAAUAUUCUGACUGUACCGAUACCAUAUCCAGACGAGUUCGAACCUAUAAUACAUUGGCUAUAUCACCAUGAUGAUGAUGCUUGGCUGGACCUAAUCACAAUUGAUAACUUUCACAAAUUUUACGCAAAUAUAAAAUUUUUGAAAUUAGGUAAAGAAGCUUACGAUGUGUUGGAUACAUUUAUUGAGGAGGCUGAAGAAAUUGGUUUAGAUAUAUCAACUAAUGUCAAUACUGAAAACAUUUUAGAACUUUAUUAA